Lachancea nothofagi CBS 11611 is the source of this 684-nucleotide messenger RNA. Lineage: Eukaryota; Fungi; Ascomycota; Saccharomycetes; Saccharomycetales; Saccharomycetaceae. The record is from the annotation of a GenBank genome assembly.
AUGGAAUCCGGGAGUAUACAGGAUCUGUUCGCAGCACUCAAGCAAGCUGGAAAGCCUAAUGGUGCAGGCUCCGCUGAGAAGACGACCUUUGGAGUGAGAAAUGGAGAAACCGACUUUGAUCAGGACAAACUAGAAUUUGACGAAGAUCCUAAGAUGGCGCAACAGAAAACGUUUUAUGAAAUCGAACAGCACCUGCGUAGUCUGCCGCGUAUGCAAACCGGAUUCGAUGCGCUCUCCAAGAGCGAGAGCUCUCCUAAGGCUGUACAAAAACUGGACGACCCGGUAUCGAUCCUACACUUGCGGAAAAAGGAUGCUACCACGAAAAAACCAUCCACUACAGAGCAGUGGUUCACAAUUCCUAAACCAGAGCUUACUAGAGAGCUCAAGCGUGACUUGCUAGUGCUGAAGCAUCGUGCGGCUUUGGACCCAAAGAGACACUAUAAGAAAGACAAAUGGCAAUUGCCGGAACGAUUUUCCGUUGGAACUAUCGUGGAGGACAAGAGUGAAUUUUUCAGCAGUCGUAUGAAGAACAAGGAGCGCAAGAGCACCAUGCUAGGGACCCUGAUGGGCAGCGACGAUACCAACAAAUAUUUCAAGCGCAAGUACACCGAGGUGCAGGCCAAAAAGACCAGCGGCGCGAAGGGAUACUACAAGAAAGUCAAAGACAAGCGCAAAAAAAUGUAG